Linum tenue is the source of this 1408-nucleotide messenger RNA. NCBI's taxonomy places the organism in Eukaryota, Viridiplantae, Streptophyta, Magnoliopsida, Malpighiales, Linaceae. The record is from the annotation of a GenBank genome assembly.
AUAUCCUUCAAUAUUCAAUUUCCACUCUUAAUAUUGUUUCCAAUUAAAUUAAUAAAUCCCACCAAUUUGAUUCAAUUUUGGCUGUUUCCAAUAAACCCCCAAAAGGCCCCAAACAAAACAAAAAGAAAAAGAAAAAAAAAAAAAUCAAAGCCCGUUCCCCUUUUAAGUUUCUUCUCUUCUUCUUCUUCCUUCUCUCGCCCCCAAUUCGCACUUUUCCAGCAGCGGAGCUCUCUCUCUCUUCUGUACAUAGAAAGCGCCAUAGGAGAAGGGAAAGCGAAAAAGGCGUUGAAUCAAUCGAAGAUGGGAUUCUUGAAGGAGGAGAAAUCGAAGAGAGUCCUGAGAGGAGUGAAGACGGUGUUCUUCAUAAUCGUAAUGAUCUUCUCCUUCCUCAUCUUCUCAGCUCCGGUACUCCUCGUAAUCGCCGAUACUCUCCUCCCUGCCUCCCUCCUCUCCGCCUCCCUAUCCCCUUCUUCCCUCUCCUUCAGCACACUCGCCGCCGACUUGAGCAACUACGAUUUCCGCUACUCCCUUGUCGACAUCCCGCUCGUCUCCAUCCUGAGAUCCGCCGUCAUCUUCUGCGUUUACAGCUUCUGCGACGGGCCGAGGCUAUCGCGGGGGCCGUACUUGGGGAUCACGGCGAUUUGCUCCGUCUGCUCGCUGAUUUACGUCUCCGCGAAGGCGCCGUACGUUUUCAGCGCCUACCGGAUCGAUCGGGGCGGGUACGUCCGCGGGAUGGAGGCUGCUCUGUUCCUUUGCUCGCUCUUUCUGGCGAUUGGCCACGUCGUCGUGGCGUACCGAACGAGUUGCAGGGAGCGGAGGAAGCUUCUGGUCUACAAAAUCGACAUUGAAGCUAUCUCUGCUUGCCAGAAGGGACUCCCAAGGUACCAGAAGAAGAUCCUGCAGGAAGAAAGAGUCAAGUGACAAUUUGCUCGAUGCUGGGAAAAAAAAAAAACAUUGGGAACACAGAAGACUAACAUGGACAUCUACAGCAUUUUUUUUUUAUGAUCAUCCCUUCGUGUUCUUCAGCAUCCCGGUUUGAGGUUGAUCCUAAGGAUGCCUCUGAUUUGGUGAUGAUUGAAGAAGAAGAUGAAGAAACAAUCCUUACAGAGAUGGUAGAUAUAAGGUAUAAUAGCGCUAUAGGGGGGCAGUUGAGAUACCUGUGUUUUGGGUGACUAGUAUUGUCUUAGUCUUAUGAUUACAUUGUACAGAUUGUUACCUCGAUUUGUUGUUUGUGUAUUUGUUGUGGUGCUGAAUAUAAUGGAGAUCGUGAAUGGCAACUUAGCCAAUUUCCUCUCUCAUUCAAAAUCUGAGAUGUAUACCUCCGGCUAUUUUGUGCAUCUUGUCGGAACUAAAAUUGAUUUGUAGCGACGACAACCUUGGACCAAUCACAUUGUACGUACCGUGUUCA